AUGGUUCAGGGAGUCCAAGAGAAAGACUUCGAGCGUAAGAUGAAGAUUAUACCCUAUUGCCUCGAUGACUAUAGAUGCGUGAAACAAGGAGUCAGAUUACCCAGGUAUAUGGUCUACUGGUAUGCCUCAGGGAAUCAAGCAGCGUCCCUGAACCCUGCUGACGUGUACAACAAUAACAUAACAACCAAGGCUGGGUCCAGAUUCUCAGAAAGUUCGUACGAUGAAUAUUUCUACCCCACCAAUACUCCAACAAUCUCUACCAAUACUCCAACAAGCCCCACCAAUACUCCAACAAUCUCUACCAAUACUCCAACAAGCUCCACCAAUACUCCAACAAUCUCUACCAAUACUCCAACAAUCUCCACCAAUACUCCAACAAUCUCUACCAAUACUCCAACAAUCUCUACCAAUACUCCAACAAACUCCACCUAUACUCCAACAAACUCCACCUAUACUCCAACAAACUCCACCUAUACUCCAACAAUCUCUACCAAUACUCCAACAAUCUCUACCAAUACUCCAACAAACUCCACCUAUACUCCAACAAACUCCACCUAUACUCCAACAAUCUCUACCUAUACUCCAACAAACUCCACCUAUACUCCAACAAUCUCUACCAAUACUCCAACAAGCUCCACCAAUACUCCAACAAACUCCACCUAUACUCCAACAAUCUCUACCAAUACUCCAACAAACUCCACCUACUCCAACAAGCUCCACCUAUACUCCAACAAUCUCUACCAAUACUCCAACAAACUCCACCUAUACUCCAACAAUCUCUACCAAUACUCCAACAAACUCCACCUAUACUCCAACAAGCUCCACCAAUACUCCAACAAACUAAAUAAAAAUAAAUCAUACUAA
Homarus americanus (American lobster) is the source of this 864-nucleotide messenger RNA. RefSeq names its product DNA-directed RNA polymerase II subunit RPB1-like. Bases 1 to 864 code for a protein of 287 amino acids. The record is from RefSeq and is a predicted model, not a curated record. The transcript is spliced from 3 exons. Lineage: Eukaryota; Metazoa; Arthropoda; Malacostraca; Decapoda; Nephropidae.